AUGGCGGAAGGUAAGAACAUAGCAUGGCCUGCUUCUCUGGAUCUCAUAUGACUGAUCUGUUCAUUGUAACAACUGUAUUAUAACCUGUAUCAUAAGCGUGUUAGUACUGUAUUAUAACUAUAUUAAAACACUAUAGCAUUAUUGUAUACGUGGUUGGUAUAUGUGUCAGUUGUUCUCUCUGUGUGCCUCCCAAAUGGCACCCUAUUCCCUGUAUAGUGCACUACUUUUGGCCAGAGCCUCACAGGGAAUAGGGUGCCAUUUGGGACACAGACUCUGACCACUCCCCAUUGGAAAGGGGACAUUGUGUGUGUGUGUGUGUCUGUGUGUGUAUUCAACAGAAUGUGUGAAUACAUUAGAAUAGAUAACCAAGGUCAACCAGCCACAGGUCACCUCCAUUGUGUCAUGCUUCUCUUGGCGUGCUAGUCCAUGUUCUCCUUGCUGUGUACAGUUGAAGUCGGAAGUUUACAUACACUUAGGUUGGAGUUAUUAAAACUCGUUUUUUUCAACCACUCCACAAAUUUCUUGUUAACAAACUAUAUUUUUGGCAAGUCGGUUAGGACAUCUACUUUGUGCAUGACACAAGUACAUUUUCCAACAAUUGUUUACAGACAGAUUAUUUCAAUUAUAAUUCACUGUAUCACAAUUCCAGUGGGUCAGAAGUUUACACUACACUAAAUUGACUGUGCCUUUAAACAGCUUGGACAAUUCCAGAAAAUGAUGUCAUGGCUUUAGAAGCUUCUGAUAGGCUAAUUGACAUCAUUUGAGUCAAUUGGAGGUGUACCUGUGGAUGUAUUUCAAGGCCUACCUUCAAACUCAGUGCCUCUUUGCUUGACAUCAUGGGAAAAUCAAAAUAAAUCAGCCAAGACCUCAGAAAAAAGAUUGUAGACCUCCACAAGUCUGGUUCAUCCUUGUGAGAAAUUUCCAAAUGCCUGAAGGUACCACGUUCAUCUGUACAAACAAUAGUACGCAAGUAUAAACACCAUGGGACCACGCAUCCAUCUUACCCCUCAGGAAGGAGACGCGUUCUGUCUCCUAGAGAUGAACGUACUUUGGUGCGAAAAGUACAAAUCAAUCACAGAACAACAGCAAAGGACCUUGCGAAGAUGCUGGAGGAAACAGGUACAAAAGUAUCUAUAUCCACAGUAAAACGAGUCCUAUUUCGACAUAACCUGAAAGGCCGCUGAGCAAGGAAGAAGCCAUCGCUCCAAAACCACCAUAAAAAAGCCAGACUACGGUUUGCAAAUGUCCUCUGGUCUGAUGAAACAAAAAUAGAACUGUUUGGCCAUAAUGACCAUCGUUAUGUUUGGAGGAAAAAGGGGGUCGCUUGCAAGCCGAAGAACACCAUCCCAACCGUGAAACAUGGGGGUGGCAGCAUCAUGCUGUAGGGGUGCUUUGCUGCAGGAGGGACUGGUGCACUUCACAAAAUAGAUGGCAUCAUAAGGAAGGAAAAGUAUGUGGAUAUAUUGAAGCAACAUUUCAAGACAUCAGUCAGGAAGUUAAAGCUUGGUCAUAAAUGGGUUUUCCAAAUGGACAAUGACCCCAAGUAUACUUCCAAAGUUGUGGCAAAAUGGCUUAAGGACAACAAAGUCAAGGUAUUGGAGUGGCCAUUACAAAGCCCUGACCUCAAUCCAAUAGAACAUUUGUGGGCAGAACUGAAAAUCGUGUGCGAGCAAGGAGGCCUACAAACCUGACUCAGUUACACCAGCUCUGUCAUGAGGAAUGGGCCAAAAUUUACCCAACUUAUUGUGGGAAGCUUGUGGAAGGCUACCCGAAACGUUUGACCCAAGUUAAACAAUUUUUUAAUUUUUCAGGCAAUGCUACCAAAAACUAAUUGAGUGUAUGUAAACUUCUGACCCACUGGGAAUGUGAUGAAAUAAAUAAAAGCUGAAAUAAAUCAUUUUCUCUAGUAUUAUUCAGACAUUUCACAUUCUUAAAAUAAAGUGGUGAUCUUAACUGACCUAUGACAGGGAAUUUUUACUAGGAUUAAAUGUCAGGAAUUGUGAAAAACUGAGUUUAAAUGUAUUUGGCUAAGGUGUAUGUAAACUUCCGACUUCAACUGUAUGUGUAUGUGUGUGUGUUUGUGUCAUGCUAUUUCAUGUUCUCCUCGCUGUGAGUCAGUUGCGUUCCUAGAUGGGAAGGAUGCUCACUUUCUCCUAUAUCUUUCUGUAGCGUUCCUAGAUGGGAAGGAUGCUCACUCUCUCCUAUAUCUCUCUGUAGCGUUCCUAGAUGGGAAGGAUGCUCACUCUCUCCUAUAUCUCCUGUAGCGUUCCUAGAUGGGAAGGAUGCUCACUCUCUCCUAUAUCUCUCUGUAGCGUUCCUAGAUGGGAAGGAUGCUCACUCUCUCCUAUAUCUCUCUGUAGCGUUCCUAGAUGGGAAGGAUGCUCACUCUCUCUUAUAUCUCUCUGUAGCGUUCCUAGAUGGGAAGGAUGCUCACUCUCUCCUAUAUCUCACUGUAGCGUUCCUAGAUGGGAAGGAUGCUCACUCUCUCCUAUUUCUCUCUGUAGCGUUCCUAGAUGGGAAGGAUGCUCACUCUCUCCUAUAUCUCUCUGUAGCGUUCCUAGAUGGGAAGGAUGCUCACUCUCUCCUAUAUCUCUCUGUAGCGUUCCUAGAUGGGAAGGAUGCUCACUCUCUCCUAUAUCUCUCUGUAGCGUUCCUAGAUGGGAAGGAUGCUCACUCUCUUCUCAAGCGCUUCCCCCGAGCCAACAGUUUCCUGGAAGAGUUCAGACAGGGUAACAUCGAACGGGAGUGUGUGGAGGAGAGCUGCAGCUUCGAGGAGGCCAAUGAAGUGUUUGAGAACAAAGAGCGAACAGUAAAUUAUAUCACACUCCUCUUUAGAUACACAGAUGUAUUGAUUACUGGUCUGAAUCAUUGAGUUUUGGUUAUUGAGUUCUGGUUAUACAUGUAUGGGCCCAUGUUAUAACACACGUCUCUCCUCUUCUCCUCUCCCCCUUCUCUCCUCUACUCUCCUCUCCUCACUUCUCUCCUCUUCUGUCCUCUCCUCUUCUGUCCUCUCUACUCCUCUCCUCUCCUCUUCUCCUCUCUUCUCCUCCCCUCUCCUCUCCUCUUCUCUUCUCCUCUCUUCUCCUCCCCUCUCCUCGCAGGUUGACGUUUAUUGUCAUGAAUCUUGCCCUGGAGGCAGAACUGAGUGAUUUCCGCUACAUUGCAAAGAAAAAAACACCCACAAAUCUAGUUGUUUCAAAUUAUUAUUAUUACGUAACUGUUUCCUCAGCCUUUCUUUAGUUUACUCAACUUUUUGGUCCAACUGUUACCUGAACAAAAAAAAAUUGUUUGCCCAAACUUAACUCCAAUCUGAGAACUUUGGCAAAACUUCAGUCAAUUUAAAAUUAUGUAUUAUUAUUUGGGCAUCUUAACUAAAAGAUGCUGUGCAACUGGUUACACACAGUGCUUUUCACAUUGAAGUUUGACACACAUGAUUACAUUUUGCAUGUUCAUUUAUGCUGUAAUUGUUAUUACUCACCUGGGACUUGAACUCACAACCCCUUCGUUCAUGGCAUGCCGAUCUUCCUGCUACGCCACCAUGUCUGUGUCAAUUAUCAGUUAAAUCGGACUAUUCCCUCAUAGAUUUUAUUUACUUAUUUAAGCAAUUUUAGUUUUUUCUGUAUAGUUGGUGGGGAAUAUUACUCUGUUUUAAUGUUACUCCUUAAUCACUAUGAUAAAUAAAAUAGUUUUUCUUGAGUGUACUUUUAACAAAUCAAAUGUUAUUUGUCACAUGCUUUGUAAACAACAGGUGUAGACUAACAGUGAAAUGCUUACUUACAGGCUCUUCCCAGCAAUGUAGAGAGAGACAUAAAAAAUAAAAUAAAAUAAUAAUAACACAAGGAAUAAAUACACAAUGAGUAACGAUAACUUGGCUAUGGGGUAUGAGGUCAUUGAGGUAGAUAUGUACAUAUCAUUUAGGUAGGGAUAAAGUGACUAGUCAAUGGGAUAGAUAAUAAACAGUAACAGCAGCGUAUGUGAUGAGUCAAAAGAGACUAGUGCAAAAAGGGUCAAUGUCGAUAUUCCGGGUAGUUAUUGGUUAACUAUUUUAACUAACAACCUAUUGGUUCACAGCAUUCCAAUCUUCCUGCUACGCCAUCAUGUCUGUGUCAAUAACUGAUUUCACCUCUAUAGCUCUAUUCGCACGGGGACUAGUAUUACUAUAGAACGUCAGUUAUGUAAUUAUUACCCCAGCAUGUCAGUUCUUCCAGUGGACGAUUCGUACGGGAUUAGUUUGACCAAACUGCCCCUGUAAUUCUUUUUUUUCCUCAUUCAAAAUUGAUGGAAGCCUGGAGGCUCUUCUAGGAGUGAAGAUAUUUCAAAAUGUCUAGGGAUAGCCUGAUAUUGGCCUAUUGGCCUUCAGUUCGGAGAAAGUAAAAUAAUAAUGCAUAUCAAUAAGAACCAUGACCUGUAACCUAUGCAGACAUUUAAUUACCUGACGUAUUUGGCAAUUUAUCAAUUCAUUGGCAUUUCAUCUUUUAAAAGAGCAUGUUCCCACGUUCUUACCCAAUCUGGGUGCAGAACUUGUUCAACUCUGUAAUAUCCCUCAAAACACAGGGAUGAUGACUCACACAGGCUAAGUAUUAUCAGAGGACCUGGGAGUUUGCCGAAAAACUGUAGGUUUUUCAGCAUGGCAGAUUCGGACGGGGCUAAAAUUACUGAUGUGGUGAUUUGUGCUUGUGCACAUAAUUACAUUACCCUAGCUCCCCAGUAAAACUUAUCCCGUCCGAGUAGGGCUUUAAGGCUAUACUUUGCACUUAAAAGUACAUCUCAGAGCUAAGGUAUACUUUUAAGUGCAAAGUGUAGCCAUACAGGUGAAAUCAGUUAUUGACACAGACAUGGUGGUGUAGCAGGAAGAUUGGAAUGCUGAAAACCAAGAGGUUGUGAGUUCAAAUCCCAGGUGUAGACAUUUUGAAUAUGAAUUACUGUAUAAAUGAACAUGUGCAAUGUAAUCAUGUACUGUAUGUGAACUGUGUGAGUUGAAAACAUUGUAUGUUAAAAGCACUGUGUGUUUGACUAGUUCCACAGCCUUUUUUUAGGUAAGAUGUCCCAAAAAUAGUUUCUAGUUGAAUGAAGAUAUGAGACACUUUGAGCAAACACAUCAUUUUAAGUUGACAGAAUAUUUGCCAAAGUUUUGUCAUGUUGGAGCUAAGUUUGGGCCAACCAUUUUUUAAAAGUUCAGGAAACAUUUUGACCCAAAAGUUGAGUAAACCAAAAAAUGUCUGUGGAACCACUUACUUAAUGAUAUUUAGUUGAAACAAUUAGUUUUUUUUUUUACAGUGUAGAUGGGCCAGCUGCAAAGUCAAAAUUGGCUAUAUUAUCGUAAAAAUCCAUGAAAACAGAAAUUCGCUUUUUGGUCUUAAUAAAUGCCAACCUGCCUCUCCUCUCCUCCAGAUGGAAUUCUGGAAGACUCGCAGUGUGUACACGGUGAGCAGCCACGAACAGAACAGGGACGGCCAUUCAGAGGGUCACCUCUACAUGGUGGUUCCCCUGCUGGGCGUGGCUCUCCUCCUCCUCAUCGCCCUCUUCCUCAUCUGGAGGUGCCAGCUGCAGAAGGCCACCCGCCGGCGGCCCGCCUACACCCAGAACCGCUACAUGAACAACCGCAACACCCGCAGCCUGCCACGCAUCCUGGUCCACCGGGACACGCCGUCCCACUCCGAGACCUCCUCCCACCCCAACCCACCCUUAUCCAGGCCCACCGUGGUGGUGAGUGGGGUGGAGAGAAUAGUAGGAGGAGGAAGUGGAGGAGGGUCGCUGGUUUACGCUGCAAGCGUUCCCCAAGAGCCCCAUUCCCAUCCACACCCCCCUCAGAACACUCGCUCCGCCCUGUAUGUCCAGGAUCCGUCUGUGUCAGUAGCGUCGCGUCUCUCCGGUGCCACACCUCCUCCUUCCUACGAGGAGGUGACAGGACAACUGGAGAGCAGCAGCGAAGAGGUGUCGGCGCCGUACAGCGACCCACCGCCCAAAUACGAGGAGAUCAUCAAGGAGAAGUAA
Molecule: messenger RNA, 5994 nt
Organism: Coregonus sp. 'balchen'
Lineage: Eukaryota; Metazoa; Chordata; Actinopteri; Salmoniformes; Salmonidae
Source: the annotation of a GenBank genome assembly